Molecule: messenger RNA, 6063 nt
Organism: Anoplopoma fimbria (sablefish)
Lineage: Eukaryota; Metazoa; Chordata; Actinopteri; Perciformes; Anoplopomatidae
Gene: obsl1b
Product: obscurin like cytoskeletal adaptor 1b
Exons: 22
Coding region: 1-5940 (1979 amino acids)
Molecular function (GO): protein binding
Source: RefSeq, a predicted model, not a curated record
AUGGAUGUGUUUGGUGGUGCACCACGUUUCUUGGCAUAUCCAAGACCUGUGGUGGUGCAAAGUGGAACUGAUGCAGUCCUAAAGUGUCAAAUUGGUGGUGAUCCAAGGCCUGCAGUUAUCUGGGAGCGAAACAAUGAAAAGAUUGACCCACAGGGACGAUACAGGGUCUUUGAGGAUGGAAACGUUUACAAUCUCAUCAUUUCGGCUGUGACCACAGAGGAUAGUGGCCAAUACAUAUGCAAAGCAAAGAACAGCAUUGGGGAAACAUACGCAGCGGCCACACUGAACGUGGAAGGCGAAGCACAAGAGAUGGAGUUACGGGAGGAAAAUAAGCCACGGUUCCUCAUCAAGCCCCUCUCCACUCGCGCCGGUCGUGGGGAUGAUGCGGUCUUCUCUUGUAAGCUCUGGGGAAACCCACGACCGGAGGUCAUCUGGGAAAAGGACGGCAGGAAACUCAAUGAAAUAUUCGAAAGCACGCACUUCAGUGUGGGCUUCCAGGACGGUGGAUGGUUCCAGCUCAAGAUCUUUAAGACUCGUGCUCCAGAUGGUGGUGUGUAUACAUGCAAAGCUAGGAAUGAGUUUGGGGAAGCGUUGGCAGGAGCUGUGUUGCUGGUUGAUGCAGGCCCAGGACAUGAGGACGAGGCAAACCGCAAUGGCUACACGAAUGGCCAGUGGAAAGCCCACCAGGGAAAACAGAGGAGUGGUAGGCAAGUGCCAAACCGGCUCAAAGACGACUCCAUGACCAAGUCUACUAAAGUGAAAAUGUUCGCAGUGACAGAGGGCAAACAUGCCAAAUUCCGCUGCUUUGUGACUGGGAAACCCAAACCAGAAAUCAUUUGGAGGAAAGAUGGCAGGCUGAUACUGUCUGGAAGGCGUUACUUGUUAUAUGAGGACAGAGAAGGAUACUUUACACUUAAAGUUCUGUACUGUAAGCAAAAGGAUAAUGGAGUUUAUGUUUGUGCUGCGUGCAAUACUGCCGGACAAACCCUCAGUGCCGUACACCUCUCCGUAAAGGAACCGCCUGUGCGGUUCAAGCAGCCCCUCAUUGAUCUAGAAGUGUGGGAGCAAGAUUUGGCUGUUCUCGAGUGUGAAGUUCCAGAGGACUCUGUUCCCAUCACAUGGUAUCUGGAGGACAGACGACUGCAGCCAGGGGCCAAAUAUGGAAUGGAGGAGUGGGGAACAAAACGGCGACUAACUAUCCGUGACAUCGGAGUUGACGAUGAUGGGAUUUACCUCUGCGAGAUGCCCGACGGGGGCAGAAGCAUUGCAGAGGUAGCUGUGAAAGGGACAAUUUUGCGGAAGCUUCCAAGAAAAGUGGAUGUAUUGGAAGGGGAAAAUGCAGCCUUUUGUGUUGAAGUGGAAAAAGAAGAAAUGGACAUACAUUGGUACAGAGAUGCCGUAGAGCUGCGUGAAACGCAUCAGACUAUCCUUAAGUCCUUUGGUCGAACUCACAUCCUGGUUUUCGUCAACACAAUGCCCCUAGACUCUGGCCUUGUGACUUUCCUUGUAGGCAGAUCUAAGACUUCGUCUCAGCUAAGAGUGAAAGCGGCUAGACAUUGUCCUCCCAGUUGUCCAGUGGGUGUGCAGAUCAACACAGAGCGUGCUAAUGCAGCUCUUCUCUCAUGGGUUCCUGCUCAGGACACAAGAAAGAACCCUCCAUCUGGAUAUGUGCUUGAGCGACAGGAAGUGGGUACAGGCUCACAGGAAUGGCUACAGUGCCUGACCACUGACUCUGCAACCUCUGUGGAGAUCCUUGGUGACAGCGUGCCAUGUGAAGCAGAUUAUCGAUUUCGCAUUUGCAGUGUAAACAAAUAUGGAAAGAGCAACAAUGUUGAGUUCCCUAAAGCUGUUCAUUUGGUUCCAGUUGCCAGAAUACAAGCUCCCUUACAGGAUGCCUUGGUGCCCGAGGGGCAAGACGCCCUCUUCUCCAUCGAGCUCUCUGCUUCAGUUAUCGGUACAUGGUUUUUAAGUGGUAUUCAGCUUCAGGAAGAUGAGCGUUAUUCAAUGCGCAGGUCACGAACACAUCAAUCUCUUCGCAUUCGAGGAGUUUGUGAAACAGAUAAUGGAGCCGAGAUCACGUUUAUUGCCUAUGGCAUCCGUGAUUCUGCCGCACUGUACAUUCAAGCUCCUCUUGUCAAGUUUUCACCCAUGUCAGAAAUGGAUCGAAAUAAAUUUGUAGAAGUUGGGAACCCCAUUGUGCUCUACUGUGAGCUCUCAGACCCUGCAGCUCCAGUGCACUGGUACAAGAAUGGGGUGGAGUUACAAACCCUGGAGGGUCUGCAUAUCCAAUCAGAGGGCACCAUGAGAAGAAUUGUCAUCCAAUCAGCAGAGUUCUCACACUCUGGAGUGUAUUGCUGUGAUGCCAUUGAUGACGUCAUCAGGUUCAAUGUGGAAGUAGAGGCUCCACCUGUGAAGUUCUCAGCAAUUCCUGAAGAAAUGAGGACCAGGUCGAUUGAAGCAGGCUGCCCUAUUGUACUCCAGUGUGUGGUGUCGGAUCCUGAGGCCCACGUUUGCUGGUACAAGGAUGAUAUGCAGCUCAUUUCAAACUCUGGUUUAGAAAUCCAAUCAGAGGGCAACACAAAGACAUUAGUUGUUCAGUCUGCAGAGCUGUGCCACUCUGGCGUGUACAGAUGCAGCACUCAGGAUGAUACCAUGGAGUUUCAAGUGGAGAUCAAAGAACCUCCGGUGUUGAUAGUCUACCCCAAGGAGGAUGUCCACCUUGACCGUCAUGUCCCUGAGGAAAUAAUUCUGAGCUGCGAAUUGUCUCGUCCAAAUGGUGUUGUCAGCUGGUACAAAGACGGUCAAAAGCUGCAAGAGAGUGAGAACAUCAAGCUCAAGAUUGAGGGCCCUUAUCGACGACUGAAGAUUAUUUCUAGUGGAGUGGAAGAUUCCGGAGAAUACGUCUGUGAUACAGCCGACGCUUCAAUAUUCUUUCACCUUAGUAUUACAGAACCUCCGGUGCGGAUUGUGUCCCCAAGUCAGUCCCAAAUGGAGCUGUGCCAGCAGACCUCUGAGAGAAUGGUACUGAGCUGUGAGAUCUCAAGGCCCAAUGCAGUGGUGCGCUGGUAUCGAGACGGACUCGAAGUGGAGGAGAAUGAUAACCUUAUCCUAGAGGUGGAUGGGGUCUACAGAAGACUUAUUAUACCAGAAACUACUGUCAAAGAUUCCGCCGAAUAUGUCUGUGAUACCGCUGAUGACUCCAUGACAUUCUUUGUAAACAUAGCAGAGCCUCCUGUUCGUUUUGUACGUCCAAGGAAGAUGACAGGAAGAGUAGACAAAGUGGCUGGGGAGACUCUGGUUCUAGACUGUGAGGUUUCAAGAUCAAAUGCCGAGGUGACCUGGAAGAAGAACGGGGAAGAAGUAGAAGACUCCAGAAAUAUCACCAUCCUUGAGGAUGGUGUCAUGCGUCAAUUAACUGUUCACUCACUAACAAUGGAAGAUGCUGGGCAAUAUAUCUGCGAUGCAAAGGAUGAUGUGAUGGAUUUCCAUGUUAAAGUGCAAGAGUUGCCUGUGAAGAUUCUUGGAAAAACCGAUGCAAAAACGGAAAAGCAGUUCUUAGCAUCAGAUGACAUUAUUUUAGUGUGUGAACUUUCAAGAUCCAAUGCCUCAGUCAGCUGGUACAAAGAUAAUCAGCUAAUUGAUGACACUGAGCGAUACUGUAGCGAAGAGCAAGGGGUUUUCCGAUCACUGGUUGUCCUAAAUGCUGGGCUACAAGAUUCUGGAGAGUACACCUGUGAUGCAGUGGAUGAUAAGAUGGUCUUCUACAUUACCGUCAAAGAGCCUCAAGUACAGAUCAUUGGAAACUCAGGCCAACCGGAGCAUCACAUCCUGGUAGCAGGAGAUGACCUUAUUUUGGAGUGUGAGGUGUCUCGUCCAAACGCCAUAGUUCAGUGGUUAUGGAAUGGCCAGAUCUUGAAACCAGACACUCGUAUAAAAGUUGACAGCUAUGACGUUGUGAGGAAGCUUGUUCUCUCUGGACUUCGGCCCUCAGACUCUGGAAAAUACAUUUGUGAUGCCAUCGAUGACAAAUUGACAACAAUUGUUGAGGUCCAAGCUCCCCGUGUUGUUGAGUUCAUAGCGGAGCUUCGUAACAUCACUGUCCGUGAAGGAGAAGAUGCUGUGUUUAAGUGUGUGGUUUCACCAGAGGACACUCGGUUGGUGUGGCGCUUAAAUGGCAAGCAAGUAGCUCCAACUAAGCGCACUGUCAUUUCAAGUAACGGGCUAUGCCACAUGCUGUGCAUCCACAACUGCAUGGUUUCAGAUAGCGGCAGAGUGACAGCUGAUGCAGAGGGUUCGGUAUCAGAGGCGGAACUCCAGAUUCAAGAACAACAGGUGUUGUUCACCAAGAAAAUGACACCAGUUGUAGCUGAAGAGUACAGUGAGGCCACUCUAGAGGUGGAGGUGAGUCUGGAUUCGGGAGAGGUGCAGUGGAUGAGGCAAGGGGUACUGAUCCACCCUGGGGCCAAGAAUACCGUGAAACAUGAGGGUCGAAAACACAGUCUCACCAUCCACAAACUGGCCAUUUCUGACCGGGGCACCUACAGCUGUGAAACUCUCCAUGACCGCACUCAAGCCCAGCUCACAGUGGAACCUCGAAAAAUCACAAUCAAAAGAGGGUUGACUGACAUUAAAACUACAGAGCGAGAAACGGCAUCUUUUGAGGUGGAGCUCUCCCAUCCCAAUGUCACAGGCACCUGGAUGAGAAACACAAUCAAGCUUAAACCAACAAAUCACUUCCGUAUGAGUGCCAAGGGACAAGUCCACAGCCUAACCAUCUCUAACCUAUCUGUAGAAGACACUGGCACCUUUACUUUCUGUGUGGAGAACUUGAAGACAUCUGCAAGGCUUAUUGUGAAGGAGCCCCAAGUGACCAUUUUCAGAAAACUGGAGGACCAGAAAUUCCCUGAAGGGGCAGUAAUCUCUAUUGAGUGUGAGCUGUCAAGACACAACGUUGUUGUGAAAUGGUUGAAGAAUGGGGUCGAGGUGAAGCCAGGCAAGGACUCGCGCAUUUAUGCAAUGGGAAGGAAACGCUUUCUUCAGAUCAUGAAAUGUAACGUCAGUGAUUCUGGCAUGUACACCUGCGAUGCCGGAGAUGUGACUACAUGCUGCACUGUGGAGGUCUACGAGCGUGAGCUGCAAAUCCUGCAGGGCCUCAAAGACGUGGACAUCCAGGAAGAUCAGAACGCGGUGUUCGUUUGUGAGAUCUCGGUGGAGGAUAUGCCAGGAGAGUGGUACAAAAACGGGGAGAGGAUACAACCCACCAGCACCAUCAAGAUCCGGCAGGAAGGGACCAAACAUUUUCUUCUUAUGUGCAAUGUGAAAGCAGAGGACUCCGGAGAGAUAAAGUUUGUCUCCAGACAUGUUGAAUCUGUCGCUUCUCUGGAGGUGGAAGAACUUCCCGUCAACAUUGUGAAACCCCUGCAAGACACAACCGCCUUUGAGAAGAGCCGUGUGCUCCUCGACUGCACCGUGUCCAACCCCAGGUGUAGUAUCCGCUGGUACAAAGGCAUCAAUGUCAUCCUGCCCUCCGAGCGCUUUGAGAUCUGCAGCGAGGGCUGCUAUCGCAAACUGAUCCUCCAGCAGGUGGUGCUGGACGAUGAGGGCACGUACAGUGUGCAGGUCGGAGAGCACUCUUGCGCCGCCAAACUGACAGUGGAGGCCCAGUCACUGUUGAUGGUCAGAGAGCUGAAGGAUGUGGAGGUCAGAGCCCCUGACGAAGCCUGCUUUGAAUGUGAGGUCUCAGAUCCCGUCCUCAAAGCUCCCGUGUGGACUCUGAACGGGGAGCCCUUACAGCCCAGCUCUCGGGUUCUCCUGGAGAAGAUCGGCCAAAUCCACAGGCUGACCCUCAGACAAACCUCACCAGACAUGAGUGGAGAGGUGGAGUUCACCUCUGGGAAAACAAACAGCAGAGCCCAGUUCCGGGUGAGGGGUGAUCCAUGAUUGACAUCUUCUAUCUGUCGUCACCGAAUUUACAUGGAUCGAUUUAUCAUAUUGAUGCUUUUAAGUUGUAACAUUGACAUUGCUCAUGUAUUUACAAACAGUAUGUCUAUAAAAGUGGUUUAA